AUGGAUAUUGAGGUUCUUGAAACUCGGGAAGAGGCCCAGCUAGAACCGAAAAAACAGGUGAGUGUUGAAGAUGAAGAUGUAGAAUUAGAGAGUGUGGGCUCGUUGCUGGACGACGACACCGAAAAGCCAAACGCGGCAGACGUGGCGACGCGAGGGCAAGAGCUUGUUGACGAGAGAACUGAAUACACUGAGGACGGGGAAAGCGAGCUCGAAUAUGAAAGCGACCAUGUAGAGCUAGAAGAAGAAGAAAAAGAGGAAUUGGAGCAGGAGCCCGAGACACAGCCAAUUGAGGAGCCAGAAUUGGGGGUUAAUGAAGAGGAGGACAACGACGAAGAGGAAGAGGAUGAAGAGGGAGAUGAAGAAGUUGGUCUGACAGACGAAGAGCUGGCUGGAGAAGAGGUCCACGAAGACCCCGAACAGGUAGGCACGAUUGAGGAGAACCAGGACGCACCAGAAGAAGAUCCCAGUGAAGUGGUAACGGAGCCAAAUGGGUUGUCAUAUGAGGUGCCUAUUUACAUUGAUUUGGGGACAGAAGUUUACAAACUGGUUCAACCUAGUGUUCCGGAAGAGGCUGACUUCAAAGACCUCACCGUUCUCUUCGGCGAAGAUAUAUUUGAGCUAAGUCUCGAACUGUUUUUCUCUCGUCUCAAAGCCAAGCAUCGGUUCAAAGAGGAACGCGAAUUAAUUCUCAAAUGCAGCAGUCUUGGCGAUCUGACCAUUGAGGAAGACAACAUACACUGUUCUAAGGUGUCCGUUGGCGAUAUCGUGGACCUAUUCAAAGGUCUGCGAUCCCAAUCUGACAACCCGGAUCUUUACAAAUUCAUCCAAUUCGAAGUGGUGACUCGACCACGGUUCAUCAUGCAAUACGAGCGUUUAAAGAGUCAGCUGGAAUCUGGCAAAGGGCUGGAGUCUGUGGAAUGGGAAAGCAGCACCGAUAGUCUGCCGCGCAAGAAAAUAAAAACGGAUGUUACAUAG
Molecule: messenger RNA, 975 nt
Organism: Ogataea parapolymorpha DL-1
Lineage: Eukaryota; Fungi; Ascomycota; Pichiomycetes; Pichiales; Pichiaceae
Exons: 1
Coding region: 1-975 (324 amino acids)
Source: RefSeq, a predicted model, not a curated record